CCCAUUUUCAAUUUUGAAAAUCCCAAUCUCGCACUCCUAGGGAAAAAAGGGUUAAACAAUGGCGAGAAGACCGGAAGAAGAGUACGACUACUUGUUCAAAGUGGUUCUCAUCGGAGACUCCGGUGUCGGCAAGUCAAAUCUCCUCUCUAGAUUCACUCGCAACGAGUUCUGCUUAGAAUCUAAAUCCACCAUCGGUGUCGAAUUCGCUACUCGCACUCUCCAAGUGGAAGGAAGGACUGUGAAAGCUCAGAUAUGGGACACGGCUGGGCAAGAGCGAUACAGAGCCAUAACCAGCGCCUACUACAGAGGUGCGCUUGGUGCUCUCUUGGUCUACGACGUCACCAAACCAACAACGUUUGAGAAUGUGACCCGGUGGUUGAAAGAGCUCAGAGACCAUGCGGAUUCCAACAUCGUCAUCAUGUUGAUCGGAAACAAGACAGAUCUGAAGCAUCUCAGAGCUGUUGCAACAGAGGAUGCUCAGAGCUACGCGGAGAAAGAAGGUUUGUCGUUCAUCGAGACGUCGGCUCUCGAGGCGUUGAACGUGGAGAAGGCCUUUCAGACGAUUCUCUCGGAGAUUUAUAGGAUCAUCAGCAAGAAAUCGAUAUCUUCAGAUCAGGCAGGUGGGGAUGCUAACGUCAAGGAAGGUCAAACUAUCGAUGUGGCUGCCUCUUCUGAAACGAACACUAAGAAGCCUUGUUGCUCUUCUUCGUGAAAGGGCUAGCACACUUCGUAGCCAAUAUCUAUGUGUUUUCCUUUUAUGGCUUGCGUUGUGUUUCACUAGCUAAACAAAUGCAAGUAAUAUCUCUUUAAGUAUCAUUCCAUAUAAAUUGUGAAAUUCGAAUGCAAGUAAUUGUUGUCUCAUCCAGUUCCG
This is a messenger RNA of Eruca vesicaria subsp. sativa (arugula), 871 nucleotides long. The record is from the annotation of a GenBank genome assembly. NCBI's taxonomy places the organism in Eukaryota, Viridiplantae, Streptophyta, Magnoliopsida, Brassicales, Brassicaceae.